Molecule: messenger RNA, 239 nt
Organism: Ambispora leptoticha
Lineage: Eukaryota; Fungi; Glomeromycota; Glomeromycetes; Archaeosporales; Ambisporaceae
Source: the annotation of a GenBank genome assembly
GGAGUGAUCGAAUAGAACCAUGGGGAUUCUGCCACAAGUGUAUCAUCAGAGAUCCGAUUGAAAAAAGACUACGUAAAAAAUUUAAGCCAAAACUACUGCUUCUCAGUGACAAUGACAAAAAUACGCCAGUCACUUUGCCAGAACUUCAAAAACAAUUAAAGAAUUUGGAAUUAUUCUUACGUGAAUAUGUUAUUGAUAAUUCGUAUCAGGAUACAACUGCAACUCAAGAAACAGUUUGA